Austrofundulus limnaeus is the source of this 5063-nucleotide messenger RNA. It is a transcript of the gene klhl38b, whose product is annotated as kelch-like family member 38b. The coding region runs from base 1975 to 3726 and encodes 583 amino acids. Gene Ontology annotation, molecular function: protein binding. The record is from RefSeq and is a predicted model, not a curated record. Lineage: Eukaryota; Metazoa; Chordata; Actinopteri; Cyprinodontiformes; Rivulidae. The transcript has 5 exons.
UGUUAUCCCCAGCCUGUGUAGCUGUCCUAUAGAGUUCUUGUGUCUUCCUGAGAUUUCUGUAAGUUUUUGCUGCCACGACAGCCUUUCUUUUGUUAUGAAAUAAAUCUUUUUGUUACCUUUUUGAAUUUUUGCCUGCGCCCUGGGUCUGCCUGCACACAUCCUCACUACUAGUUUGUGUAUUUAAGUCUUUUAUUUCAGUGCCUAUUGACACAAUAUGAUGAGAUAAACUAAACCAGACUGGGUCUUUUUCACAGUGCAAAUCCUGCUCAAAAAGGCUGAAGUCAAAGGAAGUCUGACCUUCCUAUUCAUGAUUCUAAAGUCAUUUCACUUUACUAGGAACACACAGGCAUGCAAAGCACAAUACAAAUGAGUCCAGUGUAGUCCUCUGGGUAUCGGUUCAAUUAAACCACAGCAGAUGAUCAUGUGGCGAUGGGCGGGAACACCCCUGCUGGUAAAAGUCUAUGAAAGCCUUCUCUUUUAAUAAAACCUGUUGCCUGCAGGCAAACAGUAAUGAGUCCAUUUAGCUCGUGUGCUGAAGGUGAAAGAACAGAGAUAACAGACUUGAUGUCAAAGGAAGCAAUCAGAGCAUUUGGGGGUGCGACAAAAACAAAACUGCUCAUUUUUCUGGCCUAAUAAGUUAAGCGCUCGCCCUUGACUGAGCAGAGCUGGGAGACAAAUUGAAUGUGACUGCAAGGCAAAGAGCAGACAGGAGCCACUAGAUGGUGCUGUUCGGUUGUUGCUACUGCUCAGUGGAAGUUUUAAAGGGACCUUGUGACCUCAGUGCUCAACUUCACAUUAAUAUUUGACUGCAGCAGGUUGUUGUUUUGCAUCAGCUGCCGAGCAGAGCACAAACUGUUCAGAGGAUCUCCGUGGAAGAUGCAGUGCAGCUCACAGAACUCAACCAGUGAUUCACCACUCACUGAAUUCAAUCCAAGCAGCAUUUUUUUGUGUCUGAUUCGCCGUGCUCCUGCGUUACAAGCCUGCACACAAGAAAUAAAACAUGCCUCGUUCGUAAAUGCGAUGACUAAAAUUUUCCUUUUUUGUUUGUUUGUGGUUUUUGUUGUCUUUACGUGCCCACAUUUCAAGCAACAUGCUUUGAUUCUUCUCCAGCUGUGGGGAAUGGGUAAACAAUCAGAAUGCCACCUUGUGGGAUGUUUCCUACAAAAGCAGCAGAGAAUGAGCCCUUUUUUUUCCUCCUCAUCGCGAGGAGCCCGAAACAAAUGAGAUGGAAAUGAGUUUGGAAAAUACAGCCAUAGGAAAAGGCAAGCAUCUGUUGCUGACACACAGAUAAAUUAGGCUUUUUCUUAAUGCGUAAAGCAUAAAUGUUAUAAAAUUAAAGCCCAACUGAGUUAAAACCUCCUUCAUUUUGCUCUGUUAACUGCAAACGUCUGCUGAUGGGAAGGAAAUUUCACUGAACUUGCUGCGACUUGUUUGUAAUAUUACAUCCAGACUAUUUUGCAUGUUCAUGCUCCCUUUUUAUUAAACACAAGCCUGCAGCAAUCCUGUUUUUAUACCUACACAGUGAGUGUUAUCGAGCAAAAGUGCUGUUUUUUUUUGCUGCCAGACAAAGAUACAGACGGUUUGAGGACAAAAAUCUGAUGUGUAAAAAUGUGAGAUGUUUUUGUAAUAAAUAAGGAGAGCAGAAGAGGACGAGGAAAAACAGUAGACAGACAGGUGAUGGAGUACGAUUCUCGAAAAGCUCAUGUGAGUCUGCUGCCAUGUUGCCAAAGAGGGGCUCUAUUUUUAGGGGAGGAAUGUACACAGGCCUCGUGGAAGGAGACCAUAACAACAAACAGUGUGCAAACAAACUCCCCCUACAAAGAGAGGAGCGCGUACGGUCACACAGCAUCAACACAAGAAGAAAAGGGAAGAGAGUUCAGCAAAAUGGCAACGCAAUACGUUUCCUGCUGAGAACCUGCUUUGAAGCUUGUUGGAUCCAACAAAAACAUCAGUAAGGAGGAAGAUAAAAAUAGGAUGGAUCCCUUGGCAGCGGAGGUCCACCUCUACAAAGAUGAGGAGCAUUCCUCCUCCUUGCUUCUGCAGCUCAACAGACUGAGGCAGGAGAGCAUCCUGACGGACGUGGUGCUGUGUUCGGGGACCACACAGAUCCCCUGCCAUCGUAGCGUCCUGGUGUGCAGCAGCCCUUACUUCAGAGCCAUGUUCUGCAACAACUUUGUGGAGAGCCAGCAGACCAAGAUCGACCUGAAGAGCGUCCCGUCAAGUAUCCUGAGCAGCAUCAUCAACUACGUUUACACUGGACUCAUUAGCAUCAGCAUGGACAUCGUGCUCUCUCUGAUGCAGGCGGCGUCCCUGUUGCAGUACGAAAACCUUUUCGAGGCCUGCUCGAGUUUCCUUCAGGGGCAACUCAGACCCAACAACUGCUUAAGCAUGAUAAGACUUUCUGACAUAAUGAAUUGUAACAGUUUAAGAGACAAAGCUAAAGAGAUGGCCAUGAGGAGCUUCUCCGAUGUGUCGGUCUCUGAGGAUCUGUGUGAGCUUUCCUUACAGGAGCUGAUGGGAUACCUGGAUGAUGAUAGCCUUUGCGCAGAGGAGGAGCAGGUCUUUGAGACACUCGUUGCUUGGAUUCAUCACGACCCCAUAUCCAGAUGUGGGGCGAUCAGCGACCUUUUCAAGAAAGUUCGCCUGCGCUACAUCCACCCCACCUACCUCUUCCAGUUCAUCGCAAAUGACCCUUUGAUCCAGUCAUCCACCCUCUGUACUGAGCUCAUCGAAUCUGUGAGACGCCUGAUGUUUUCUGUCGGCAUUAAGAGCGACAAAGACUUUUCAAUGGAUUCUCUUUGGGCUGCCCCGCGGCGCUGCACCUACGAUGACAUGCUGUUGGUAGUCGGAGGGAGGAAGAACAACGAACUGACCUCGAGGGAAGCGCUAGCCUUCAAUGAGAAGAGCCAGAAGUGGCUUCAACUCGCCAAGCUGCCUGUUAGCCUUUACAAAGCGUCCUACGUCGCCCUUCACAGUGUAUUGUACGUUCUUGGAGGCUGGAUGAUAAAUACAAAGGAUAACCAAGUCAGCAGGACCGUCUACACCUUGUCCCUCAAAACCAACCAGUGGCGGACAGCAGAGCCCAUGCUUCAGCCUCACUUUGCCCACCACAGUGUCUCCUACCUGCAUUUCAUUUUCGUCCUGGGUGGCCUUGGACCUGACAGACGGCUAACAGACAGUGUGGAAAGGUACAACAGUAUGUUCAACCAGUGGGAGUGGAUGACCCCGAUGCCUGAGGCUGUGCUCCACCCUGCAGUCACCGCUGUCAACCACAGAAUCUAUGUGUUCGGAGGAGAGGACGCCAUGCAAAACCCUGUCAGACUCAUACAGGUUUACCACAUCGGCAGGAACAUGUGGUCUAAGAUGGAGAACAGAACAGUGAAGAAUGUUUCGGCUCCUGCUGUUGCUUUGGAGGAUAAAAUCUACAUCGUCGGAGGCUACACCCGCAGAAUGAUGGCGUACGACACCAAGGCCAACAAGUUCAUCAGGUGUGCCAGCCUGAAGGAGAGGAGGAUGCACCAUUCUGCCACCGUCCUCGGUGACAACGUGUACGUCACAGGCGGGCGCUACGUCAGCGGACACGACCUCAUUGAGGACGUGGACACCUUCGAGUGCUACGACCCAAAGACAGACACCUGGACGAGUAAAGGCAGUCUGCCUUAUAAACUGUUUGACCACGGCUUCCUGACUCUGACCAGUGUGUCGCAAAACUGGGCAAAAUCAUAACACAGGGAAAAGAUAUUGGAAAAAAAAGUCCUUUAUAAUGUAUUUUUUGGUGUGUGUAUUAAAGGUUUUAUUAGUUAAAAACAAACAACUUGAUGGCAAUUUGACCAACAUUUAACACAGUGAUUUAAAUGUUUACUUUUUUCAAGCUUUGAUUCAACACCUGAACAUUAAAAACAAAAGCUGCUCUUCAGCACAGCCUGUUCGUAAAAUGUGUAACGUCCCAAAGUGCUGAUUUCAGCCUGCUUUGAAUCGAGAGCUUUUUAUUUGUCAUGUUUGCAUCCUUGAGGCUGUUUGGUUGCGAGUUGACGCUAUGCUCUGCUCUCAGCUCUGAGGUUACAGACACUGUAUAUACAAACACUGGAAAACUGUGAUGAAACUGUUAUGCGAUUGCUAAUAUUUUUAAAAUAUUACUAGUACGCAAAAAUCUUCAAUCUUCAUGUCUUUAUAUUUUCUGUCCAAUAAUCAGAUUUUCUUCAAAUUCUGUAAAAUGGUCUUGAUCAAGAGUUUGCCAAGUUGUCUGUAGAUUUUUACAUUUAUUUAUUUAUUUUUUGGACUUUGGCUGCUUUUCCCCUCAUUGUCUCAUUUGGUUCUUGUACCUGACCACGACAGCGUAUUGUGCUGAUAAAACAUGUGUAAAGUGAACAAGCGGAGGACAAAAGAAGUGUCAGGAGACACUGCCUAGGCCACAGCAGAUAUCUGAACAUUGUUUUUAAUGAGACAGGGAAUAAUCAAACAAAGACCUGAGGUUCCUUACUUAUCGUAUGUUAAAGUUUCAUCUCGUAGCACUUUAGGAAUCAUCUCGCUGCAGUGGUGGGCACGGUUCUGCUAAUCAGCUAACAGCUAAUGGCAAAGCUAACUAUUCGUCACACAGAUUUGCCUUGAAACUUUUUUAUUUCUCAGAAUAUAUACAUCGCAACCUGUAAAACUUAACAGUUUGUAUUAGCAUUGUUUGUCUUGUUUGGUUUUUUUAACUGUUCAAAAAAAAGUGUUGAAACUUGGAAUCUGUGAAAUCUCUGUAGACAGGUGAGCGUUAGCUAAUUUUUUUUACCGGUUUAAUUUAGUAUUUACAAAUUAAUUAUUUUAAUUAGCAGAUUAGUGUUAUAGCAAAACAUCCUGGUUAGCUGUGCCAACACUGUCCUGCUGGUUCUAAUAUAAAAUGUUUCAUCUCUAGGAGACUAUAUCUGAAUAAGUCAUAGGUCAGGCUGAGGUGUUUUAAACAAGUAAAACAAACAUUCCUUGUCGGAAUGAAAAAACAGCUGAAGUCAAAACAAUGUUGCUCAAGAUCAUUUUAAAGAUUACAAGAAAGUAACUCAAUAAAAUAACUAAAUAUAACUCAA